Messenger RNA from Enterobius vermicularis (human pinworm), 603 nucleotides. Lineage: Eukaryota; Metazoa; Nematoda; Chromadorea; Rhabditida; Oxyuridae. The record is from the annotation of a GenBank genome assembly.
AUGACAGUGUCGCUAGUAGGUUCUCAUAAUAUACUAGAAAUCCGAGAGAAUAGGUUUAAUGUAAUAAAAAAAGAAAUGCUGCAAAAAGAACCCAGAUCUAUCAAAAUUUAUCCUGUGGAGAUCAGAAGGAAAUUGCCCACAGCUACAGAAUUACCAAGAGGUGAUGAAGAAAUUGAACCAGAACCACUUAGUUUUAAAGAUGCCGCAGACGCUGACGUCACUUCAGCUGAAUUGGAGCCAGAGAAUUCUUGGAUUAAGCCACGAAGACCAUACAUUAGACCUCCAAUAUUUCGUCCAUUUAACCGAUUCUUUCCAUGGCGAAACAUAUUUCAUGGAAGAUGGGAUAAUCGCUGUUUUGGUAGCUACUGUAAUCGUCGAAGCAAUAAUCCCUAUUAUUACCACCUGUUUCAUGGCCAUAACUUUUAUGGCUAUCCAGCAAGGAAUUUCUUACAAUCUACUGGUCUUCUUAAACGUUUGUUUAGAAAACGUGGAUGUCCGCUUCAAUUUGGUCGCUAUCGACCACAGGUUUCACAUGCGCCGAUGUUUGUAAAGCACGGACGAAGAAGCCGCUUAAUAACAUUAAAAGAUAAGAAAAAAAAUUGA